Molecule: messenger RNA, 6388 nt
Organism: Candoia aspera
Lineage: Eukaryota; Metazoa; Chordata; Lepidosauria; Squamata; Candoiidae
Gene: NPHP3
Product: nephrocystin 3
Exons: 27
Coding region: 1199-5152 (1317 amino acids)
Biological process (GO): convergent extension; determination of left/right symmetry; kidney development
Molecular function (GO): protein binding
Source: RefSeq, a predicted model, not a curated record
CCCGCAAGUGCCCAGAGGACGCCCUCUCUUUCGGCGAGCCUGGGAAGUGGAGCGCGAGUCACGGGAAAGACAACGAAAGUUGGCGCUUCGCUUUCUUCCCACAGGGCGCCUCCGUCCGCUGCAGCUGCCGGGGCGAAAGCUGCCACGUCACUGCCUUCUUCCUUUCUCCUGCUGCUUUGGCUGCCCCCCCCCCCCGGCCGAAGCUGUUCCUGGGUAGCGGCGCCUGGGCUGCAGCUCAGCCGAAGGAGGCCGAGGUGGGAGCGAGCGAGCUUGGCUGGUUGGCUGUUUCCGCAUUGCCCGCCAACAUUCCCUUGGCUUCUGCAAACUUAAGGGACUCUUCUGGGAAGCUCCGGACUAAAAAUCUCUACCUUGACCCUCCAUUUGGUUGGAGAAUGACUCCCUUCUUUUCGGUUCUUUCCUUUUUCGGAACAAAAAGAGCCAGGGAUAGCAUGGGAAACAAUAGGUCAGACCGGUUUGAGAUAUUGGUGACCGAGGUAGGCUGGCUUGUUAUUGGGAGAACGGCGGGAAAAAUAAUUGCAGAAGCCUUUUAACGAGGCGCCUGGAGUUCCUUGAGGGUCCAGCCCUUGUGCCGGUUUGCCGGGGAGUAGUUUGCUUUGAUUGCACAACGCACGAAUCAGCCCAGUGAGAUAGGGGUUCAGUCAGUUUAUUUCCAUACGUGUGGAAGCUUGGCAGGCUAAGUCACUGUCUCCUGUGGACAACCAGCACUAUACUACUACUAACAGCAACACAACCACAGGGACAUUUCCUUUGCCAUGAGUGGACUGAGAGUUGUUACCUAUGUUAAAGAAUGUGAGUCUGUAUAGCUACAGCCUCAUCGGUAAAAUCUGUAUUAUGUGCAGCACCCUGUUCUCUUAUCUACAGGCCUUAGGAAGAAUCAUUUAUUUUUUAAUUGUGUUUUGGGGGGACGGGUUAUUCUUAAUUUGCACACAUACAUUGAAGUAUUUGCCAGUCUAAAACCAGCAGUCUAGUUCGAGUAGGUCAAAAGAAUCCAGCCAUUUAUGGAUAACUGGGAGGGGAGGAAAGAAGGUGAUUCAGGGCUAUGUUCUGGGCCCAAGUGUUGAGUUGCAGCUGUAGAUCUUAUCAUUAAUGUCAAAGAAAGUAUAUAUCUGGUAGGAUCUUUGAGAUAGGUAGGAUCUUCCAUUAAGAAGAGCCUGUGCGUAAGGGGAGUUCUUCAGCUAUGGGGUCUGCUUCAUCUUUGGUUAAUCCAAUGGUCACUGUUGGGGAGGUGAUUGAAGAUCCAUAUGAGGGAGGAGGUGGUGAGGCCUGCGAAAUUCCUGUUGAGGUGAAGCCGAAGGCCCGUCUUCUGCGCAGUUCUUUUCGGCGUGUGGGUGCAUCCCGGCCUGGAGGCCUCAUUGGUGCAAGCUUCAAAUCUACUGCUUCUGUACAAGAGCUGGAAUGCAUGGCCGAAUAUGAACGCCUGAAAAAGGAAUAUGAGAUCUUCCGCAUUAGCAAGAACAACGAGGUGGCUGCCAUGAUGAAGAAAGAGGCCAAGCUGGACAAAGAAAACAAGCGCCUGAGGGCAGAACUUCAGGCACUUCAGAAAACAUAUCAGAAAAUCCUCAGAGAAAAGGAAAGUGCUUUAGAGGCCAAAUAUCAAGCUAUGGAAAGAGCAGCUACAUUUGAACAUGAUCGUGACAAAGUCAAAAGGCAGUUCAAAAUUUUCAGAGAAACCAAGGAAAAUGAAAUUCAGGAUCUACUGAGGGCCAAGCGAGAGCUUGAAGCAAAACUUCAGAGGUUGCAAGCUCAAGGUAUCCAAAUAUUUGAUCCUGAAGAGUCAGAUUCGGAUGACAGCUGUGCAGAAAUUACUGCUGCUGGAGGUCAGACAGAAUAUUGGACAGGAGGAGUCUUGGGAAGUGAGCCUUCCAUGGGCAGUAUGAUGCAGCUUCAGCAGUCUUUCAGAGGACCUGAGUUUGCACAUAGUUCCAUAGACGUAGAAGGACCAUUUGCAAAUGUCAGUAGAGAUGAUUGGGAUGCAGCUGUUGCCAGUUUAUUGCAAGUCACUCCUUUGUUUUCCCACUCUUUGUGGAGUAACACAGUAAGAGUGUAUCUCAUCAAUACUGAAGAGACUCAGUUAGAAGUGGACAUAUUCAUAAAGAAAUACUCUCCAAAACUUCAGAAAUAUUGUGAGACAAUGGAGUAUUUUUUUCAAGUUGUCCAUUUUCCAGUAGAAAAUGAGAGUUCUCUACGUGCUGUGAGGAAAUGGGAAAUUGAGAAAAGUUCUCUAACCAUUUUGUUUUUACAUUUAAGUUUGCCAAGCUGUCUACUGGAUGAGUGUGAAGAAGCCUUUUUGAAAAACCCUGAAGGGAAACCCCGGCUCAUUUAUCACCGACUAGAAGAUGGUCAAGUCAGUUCAGAUUCUGUGCAGCAGUUAAUUGAGCAAGUUCGCUUUGUGAACAAAGCAAAGAUCAUCAACCACGCAGGAGGAUUAGAGGAAGGAGCACAUGAAGUGUAUAACUAUGUGGAAAAGAUUAUAAAACAGGAUAUAUUGGGUUGUGAACUUUCACAAUUAGAAAAGAAAGAUGUGACUGAUAAUGGUGACUCUUCAGUUCCUGAAGAGGAACUGUUUGGAGAUGUGCUGUGGGAUGCACAUGAUGAACAAGAACAAAUGGAGUCUUUCCAGCAGGCAUCUAAUUCAACAUGUGAGCUCGGAUUUGACAAAUAUUAUGAACGUCUGAAUGAUCUGGUGGCAGCCCCCGCACCAAUUCCACCCCUCCUUGUAUCUGGAGAUCCAGGCUCUGGAAAAUCUCUCCUUUUAUCAAAAUGGAUUCAGUUACAGCAGAAGCAUUCUCCAAAUACACUCAUUCUCUAUCAUUUUGUUGGGAAUCCCAUGUCUAGCAGUUCAGAGCCUACAUUGAUCCUCAAACGUCUCACUUUAAAACUUAUGCAAAAUUCCUGGUCAGUCUCACCUACAUCGUUGGAUCCAGCUAAAUUAUUAGAAGAAUUUCCUCGUUGGCUAGAGAAACUUUCUGCUCGUCAGCAAGGCAGUAUUAUAAUCAUUAUUGAUUCAGUUGAUCAAAUUCAGCAAGCUGAAAAGCAUAUGAAGUGGCUGAUUGAUCCCCUGCCAGUGAAUGUAAGGGUUGUAGUAUCUGUGAAUGUUGAAAGUUGUCCACAAGCUUGGAGGCUGUGGCCUACUCUUCAUCUUGAACCAUUACCUGUUAGCUAUGUGAAAUCUCUUAUUAAUGAAGAAUGUAACUGUGCAGGCCUGAAGCUGACCAAAGAGCAGGAGAAGAAGCUUGAGAAACACAGUUGUUCUACUUCAGUGUGCAAUGCCCUCUAUGUCACUCUUUUGGGCAGAUUGAUGGCUGGCACUAGAAGCACUGAAGAUAUUGAUGUGCUCCUUCAGAAGUGUUUCCAGUGCCAGGAUGUCGUGGCUCUUUACAAGAUAGUUCUGACAUCAGUUGAAGAGUCCUUGAAAAGUGAAAAAGAGAAAAGCCUCAUGAAAGAGAUUCUGUGCCUCAUCAUUGUUAGUCACAAUGGAAUCAGCGAAUCAGAAUUGAUGGAACUCUGCCCUGAACUAUCGUGGGAAAUGCUGGCCUCCUUAAUUUACAGAAUGCACAAGAUGUGCAUUUUGACAUAUAGAUGUGGCUUAUUAAGGUUUCAGCACCUUCAGGCUUGGGAGACAGUGAAAGUGGAAUAUAUGGAAGGAAGUCAGAAUGGUUUUGCCUCUUACAGAGAAAAACUGAUAGACUACUUUACCAGGCAACUAAGGGAAGAAAGAGUGACUUGGAGGAGUGCAGAUGAAUUGCCCUGGUUGUUCCAGCAACAAGGGGAAAAGCAGAAGUUACAUAAAUGCUUGUUGAAUCUCUUCGUAUCCCAGAAUCUUUAUAAAAGGGGACAUUUUGCAGAACUACUCAGCUAUUGGCAGCUUCUUGGGAAAGACAAGAGCUCCAUGGCAGCAGAAUAUUUUAGUUCUCUGAAGUUAUAUGAGAAAAGCUGUGAAGGAGAAGAAAGCAUGAUCUGUCUGGCUGAUCUUUAUGAAACUCUGGGACGAUUUCUUAAAGACCUAGGUCUUCUCAGUCAGGCAAUUGCUCCAUUGCAGCGCUCCCUGGAGAUUCGAGAGACUGCCCUUGAUCCUGAUCAUCCCAGAGUGGCCCAGUCACUUCAUCAGCUAGCUAGUGUUUAUGUGCAAUGGAAGAAAUAUGGCAAUGCUGAGCAAUUAUAUAAGCAAGCUCUUGAAAUUUCUGAAAAUGCUUAUGGAUCUGAUCAUCUCAGGAUUGCUCGCGAACUUGAUGCUCUUGCAACAUUAUAUCAGAAGCAGAACAAAUUUGAACAAGCUGAACAUCUCAGGAAGAAAUCCUUCAAAAUUCAGCAAAAAGCUGCAAGGCGUAAAGGCAGCCUGUAUGGAGUUGCUCUUCUUCGCCAACGAGCUCUGCAGCUGGAAGAGCUUACUUUGGGCAAAGAUACCUCAGAUAAUGCUCGAACACUUAAUGAGCUUGGAGUUCUCUACUAUCUUCAGAAUAAUCUGGAGACAGCAGAGCUUUUCCUGAAACGCUCUUUGGAAAUGAGAGAAAGAGUUCUUGGGCCCAGUCACCCUGAUUGUGCCCAGUCACUGAACAAUUUAGCAGCCCUCAACAAUGAAAAGAAGAACUAUGAGAAGGCAGAGGAAUUGUAUGAGCGAGCGUUGAACAUCAGGAGAAGAGCAUUAGCCCCUGACCACCCUUCUCUGGCUUACACUGUGAAACAUCUAGCUGUGCUCUACAAAAAGCUGGGAAAGCUUGACAAAGCUGUGCCUCUGUAUGAGCUUGCUGUUGAAAUCAGACAAAAAUCCUUUGGUCCAAAGCAUCCAAGUGUGGCUACUGCUUUGGUAAACCUGGCAGUUCUUUAUUGUCAAAUGAAAAAACAUCAGGAAGCGUUGCCUCUUUAUGAACGUGCACUGAAAAUUUAUGAAGACAGCUUUGGACAUAUGCAUCCUCGUGUAGGGGAAACAUUAAAAAAUUUGGCUGUGCUAAGCUAUGAAGGGGGUGAGUUUGAGAAGGCUGCUGAGCUCUAUAAGAGAGCCAUGGAAAUUAAAGAAGCAGAGAUGCUGGUAAUUGGUGGAAAAGCUACUUCCCAUCACUCAUCGACUGGAGACACCCUCAGCACGAAGAGUGCUUUUUCUCCCAAUAUGUUUUUUCAACAUGGACAAAGAUAAUGGAAGGUAGCAUAUUAAUGAUUAAAAGGAAACAUUUGAACUGAAAAGAAAUAAGGUUCCAUCUUAAGAGAGUGGGAAAAGUGAAGAGAAAAUAAAAGUUAAAAAUUAAUGUUAAUUAGUUAACACUGAUCUUGAGCAUAUUCUAUUAAUCUAAGGCCCAUUAAUUUUAAGGAUUUGGCUAAUGCUUCAAAAAUUAUUAUCAGCUAAUUGUAAACUACAUUUCCUAUUAGUAUUGGCAGUGUAAAUACAACUAUGGUAUUAAUUUUUUCUACCUCUUUUAGAAACAACUUGAAUUGUUAAAAUGAUUCUAGAAAGUUCAGUAAAUAUUUGCCCCCAAUUUUGUGUAAGUGGAAAUCAUUUAAUGACCAUUUGGAUUUUUGUAUUGCCAUUCUUUCUCCAUUGUAGUUAUAAAUGAAACUAGGAAUUGACAGAACAAUUACAAUCUGCAUACCAUUGCAGAGGUUUUGAUCUCAGUGAGAUUUAUUUUUAAAAAUUAACUCUAUAGUCAAAAUUAAUUAUUUGACUACUUAUACAGAUGAAUAGUUGAGAUAUAGAAUAUGAAAACUAAUUCUCUCUGUAUAGAAAUAUUUAAAAAUAAUAACACAAAUGUCUCAUUGUUAAAAAAAUGUAGACUUUGGAAUAGAAAAAACUUAAAAUAUACUGGUUUCAUUUGUAUCUAAUAUGUACACUAUAUUUUAUUAUUAUUUGAAUAUACUUAUGCUUAUAUUUUCUUAUGCUUUUCUAAGGACUGAAAUCAGUACUGUUUAUGUACUUUAGCUAUACUUUAAUUAGUGUCCAAACAUUGGCUUGGUUUACUGAAAAAAGCCAAUUUCAAAUAUUGGUUUAGGAAGGUGAAGUUUUAAUAAUCCAUAAUAAAUAUUAUCCACAGUACAGGGCUGCAUUUGCACUUUUUAUUGUUCGUAAUUAAAUGAAAAUCGAGAUUUCCUCCUGGGAUGCUAGGAUGUACAGCAUAUAUGGAUAUCUGCCAGGAUAGAAGCAUAGGGAUUAAAUGAUGACAGAUAUACGACUAUGUCAUUAUGCAAAUGUUGCCACUUAUAUAUUUGCAUCAGAUGUUGGGACACAAGUAUGUAAGGAUGGCAUUUGUAUGGUGACAUCACUGAAUGCAUCAUUUUCGCAUCAUUGUCAUGUUAAAGCCACCACUGAGCGUAUGGCUGAUGUCCUAACAGCCAGGAACCACGCUGAGACAAGGAACAGGUCUCUAGUGUUUUAUUGUUG